Molecule: messenger RNA, 954 nt
Organism: Pocillopora verrucosa
Lineage: Eukaryota; Metazoa; Cnidaria; Anthozoa; Scleractinia; Pocilloporidae
Source: RefSeq, a predicted model, not a curated record
AUGGAGUUUGUUUCAUUUUUCAUGUUCAUAGCCUGGAAUGCAUUAUUGACUAACUUGACUUUUGGAAAAGAGCGAGAUCGCACAAUGAUGUUUCCAGAUUACUUCUUCUUUUCUGACAAACGUUUGGUGAAACAUAAAAUCGAAACUAAACACGUCAAAAACUUGGAUCAAUGUGAGCUUUCCUGCUACAUGAAUGACAACUGCGUCAGUGCUAACUUCAAAAAAGAGCCAGAGAAUGAAGGAAACGAUUACAUCUGUGAACUGAAUAACGCCACUCAUCUUGAACAUGAUACUGACCUGAUAACUAAUACCGAUUUUCAUUAUCGUGGCUCAAAGAACACCUGCGGUAAAAACCCACAGUGUCGAAAUAAUGCAACUUGUCAGUCUGGUUUCACAAUCAAGGGAUAUCGAUGCUUAUGCCCUCCUGGAUUCGAAGGAGAACAUUGCGAAAAAGACAUCGACGAGUGUUCGAAAGUGAACAUCUGUGAUGAACACGCCUCCUGCAGUAAUACCGAGGGCUCCUACAGUUGUGCCUGUAAUCCUGAAUACAUUGGGGAUGGUUUGACUUGCAAAGCCGAUCCGUGCUAUAAUUACAGAAACCUGAGUGAUGCUGACAGAAAGAGCACUCACAACACACCCAACGAUAGAGGAAAAUGUGACGACGAAUCAUCCAUAACAUUCGGGAAAUGGUAUCGUUUCGUGGGAGAUGCAGGGACAAAAAUGCCAACCCAGUGCGUACCGGAGCGGAGAUGUGGUGCGAACUUCUCAGGCUGGCUAAAAGGUGGUCACCCCACAUUGACAGAUGGUGAGGUUUCCUCCAAAGUCUGCUUUAACAGACGAGGAGAUUGUUGCAAGGAAUCAAAAAAUAUUAAAGUGAAAGACUGCGGAUCCUACUUUAUAUACCAACUACAAAAGCCACCUAGAUGUGCCUCGCGCUACUGUAGCACAGACUGA